AUGGAAUCUGUAGACCAUAAGGUAGAGUCUAUGCUUAGUGUUGUAUCUCUCUCAGUUCCACCUUUUUGGGAUAUGGAUCCUGUUUUGUGGUUCGCUCUUCUUGAGGCCGAGUUCUAUAACCACAAAAUCACUUCCGACUACGCGAAGUAUUGCAAGCUCCUGUCCUAUCUCCCCAAGGAGAUAUCAACGCAGGUUCGUGACGUCAUCAUUUCUCAGACCGAAACCCGCUAUGAGGCUCUCAAGGAAGCCACGAUUAAGCGUGUUAUGCCCUCUGAGAAAGUUCGCCUGCAGCAGCUUUUCAGGGAUCUGCAAUUGGGCGACAAACUGCCCUCAACCCUGCUACGGGAGAUGCAGCAACUCCUUGGUUCCUCAACCAUGGAUAAGACUUUACUUCGCGAACUAUGGCUACAGCGGCUACCGGAAAACACGCAAGCGAUUCUCGCUACAGUGAGCUCCGUUUCGCUCACUCAACUAGCAGACUUAGCCGAUCGAGUUAUUGAACGAGCACAGCCACAAGCCAACGCCAGCAAGAUGAAUGCCGUCGCGUCCCAGGGCACUUCUAUCACUGGCUUACUGUCAACUAUAGAAGCCCUGCAAACACAAGUCGCGACACUUAGUCGCCAGGUCCAGCAGCUUACUAUGGACCGUCGUCGUCAUAGCCGCUCAAAAUCGCCCUGCAAACGUUCUAAGUCUAGAAACAGGCAGGCUAGCUGUUGGUACCACCAGCGUUUUGGUACCGCAGCUCGUAAAUGCGUCAAGCCUUGCAACUACGCCGAGCAGCAGGGAAACUGCUCGGCCGGUCGGGAUUUAACUUCCGGCAUCGAGUUUCUAGUCGACACUGGUGCCGAAGUUAGCGUCAUACCCCGUAGCUCAGAUGAGGUCGUCUCGCCAUCGCCGACCAAGCUGCGUGCCGCCAAUGGCACACCAAUCGCAACUUUCGGCGAAAAGCUGUUAACGCUCAAUUUAGGCCUCCGGCGAACCUUUCGCUGGCCUUUCAUAAUCGCUGCUGUGCCUUUCGCCAUCAUAGGCAUAGACUUUCUUCAACGCUUCGACCUCAUCGUCGACGCUAAACGGAAGAAGCUUAUCGAUUCUAGGACACAGCUCAGUGUUAUCGGGACUAGCGCCAACGUGGCUGCUAUCACUCCCAUUCGUGUCCUACCUCAAGCUUCACAGCCUUUUCUAGAACUUUUCACUAAGCACUCUAACCUCGUUCGCGUCCUGAACGACUUGCCUCCUGUGACGUCGAACGUCAUGCAUCACAUUUGCACUAAGGGCCCACCUGUUUCGGCCCGUCCUCGCCGACUAGCCCCGGACAAGCUCAAAGCUGCUAAGGCGGAAUUCGAGCAAAUGCUCGAACUGGGAAUCAUCCGCCCGUCCAAAAGUCCAUGGGCAUCACCAUUACACAUGGUGCCUAAGAAAUCCGGUGACUGGCGCCCUUGUGGUGACUACAGGGCACUUAACAAAGUUACCGUCCCGGAUAAAUACCCUAUCCCGCACAUGCACGACUUGACCUCAGCUCUAGCUGGCAAGUCUAUCUUCAGCAAAGUCGACUUAGUUCGCGCCUACCAUCAGAUACCUGUGGCGCCAGAUGACAUUGCUAAAACCGCAGUAAUCACGCCAUUCGGCCUAUUCGAGUACCUCAGAAUGCCUUUCGGCCUCAGCAACGCUGCUCAAACUUUUCAGCGUUUCAUUCAUGAGGUAACGCGAGGACUCGAAGGCGUUUACCCUUAUUUAGAUGACAUACUCAUCGCCAGCUCUUCUGACGAGGAGCAUCUUCGUCACCUCGACGCUCUCUUCCAGCGCUUAACACAGCAUGGGGUUACCGUCAACCCCGAUAAAUGCGAGCUUGGCCAAAGCUCCAUCGACUUUCUUGGCCACCGCAUAUCUGCAUCUGGUAUCGAAGCCCUGCCAGACAAAAUUCAGGCACUGAAGGACUAUCCUGCUCCCAGUUCCUUCAAGCAGUUACGCCGAUUCCUUGGCCUGGUCAACUAUUACAGACGCUUUAUACCUAACUGCGCGAGCAUUGUUCAACCAAUGACUGACUUGCUCCGCAGUAAACAACGGUCUUUUCAUUUUACAGACGACGCUAAAUUGUCUUUCGAGAAGCUUAAAGACGCUAUCUCCAACAUAGCGCUUCUCGCCCAUCCAGACACGUCUGCAUCACUCUCUCUGACAACUGACGCAUCAGACACUGCCGUCGGUGCAGUUCUUCAGCAACUCAUCGACCAUCGAUGGAUACCUCUAGGUUUCUUCUCGAAACGUCUACAACCUGCCGAAUCGCGUUACAGCACCUUCGGUAGGGAACUGUUAGCUAUCUACCUAGGUAUCCGACAUUUCCGUCAUUAUCUCGAAGGUCGACAUUUCACUGUCUUCACCGACCACAAGCCAUUGAUCUACGCAAUCAAUGGCGCAACGGACAAGUACUCGCCGCGGGAAACUAGACACCUAGACUACGUUUCUCAGUUUACGACAGACGUACGUCAUGUCUCAGGUGCUCUCAAUCCCGUCGCGGAUGCGCUUUCACGCAUUCAGCAGAUCAGCUUAUCGCCUGGCACAAACAUUGAUCUAGCCGCCAUGGCUGCUGCCCAACAAGCUGAUCCCGACAUAAGCAAGCCACGACGCAACACCACUGAGACGAUCACCAUUGAUCGACUCAAGCCAGCAUUCUUCGACAAGUCUGACUCGCCGGUGCAACAAGCACCUUCACAGCCUGUGCCAUCACAGCUGGCACCGCAACCUCAGACGAGUCAGUCCGGUCCAGCAGAUCCGACAACCCCAACCGACAGCACCCCUACUCUCAAUCGACGCGGUAGGAAGCUCAAACCUAAGGUUCGUUUUUCGGACUUCGUUCGCACUUACUAUUUUACAUAG
Messenger RNA from Dicrocoelium dendriticum, 2871 nucleotides. NCBI's taxonomy places the organism in Eukaryota, Metazoa, Platyhelminthes, Trematoda, Plagiorchiida, Dicrocoeliidae. The record is from the annotation of a GenBank genome assembly.